Gilbertella persicaria is the source of this 1650-nucleotide messenger RNA. RefSeq names its product calcium/proton exchanger. Bases 41 to 1441 code for a protein of 466 amino acids. Gene Ontology annotation, cellular component: fungal-type vacuole membrane. Gene Ontology annotation, molecular function: calcium:proton antiporter activity. The record is from RefSeq and is a predicted model, not a curated record. Lineage: Eukaryota; Fungi; Mucoromycota; Mucoromycetes; Mucorales; Choanephoraceae. Gene Ontology annotation, biological process: intracellular calcium ion homeostasis; calcium ion transmembrane transport. The transcript has 8 exons.
UGAGACUGAUUUGUGCCUGGUUUGGAAAAAUAAACUUAAAAUGAGUAAUCAGCCAGGCCUUGAAGAUUCGUCUGCUAUCACUAUGGACAAAUCACCUACAACUUCCACUGCUAUGGGGAACACACCUCAAAAAUCACUUUUAUCGAGACAUUCAACACAUCAUAGCCAAGCACAAUCAAGCAAGACCAAUCGUCAUAUUUCUGCCAAAGAUGGGUUUAUGACCAUUGUUAAAUCAUCAUGGCUUAACGUGAUGUUGGUAUUUGUACCUAUUGGUAUUGCUUCUCAUUUUGUAUGGUCUCCUACGAUCACUUUUAUCAUGAACUUCCUGGCAAUUGUUCCUCUCGCUAAACUUUUGGGUUUUGCAACAGAAGACAUUGCUUUAAGAACAGGCGAAAUUAUCGGUGGUUUGUUGAAUGCAACAUUCGGUAAUGCUGUUGAACUUAUUAUCUCCAUUAUUUCUUUGACACAAAACUUGGUUGUUGUUGUCCAAGCCUCUAUGCUUGGCUCUAUCCUUUCCAACUUGUUACUUGUUCUCGGCAUGUGCUUCUGGGGCGGUGGAUAUUACUAUAAAGCUCAGUACUUUAACAAGACAGUUGCACAGACAUCAGCCUCCUUGCUUUUCAUUUCCGUUGCUUCACUCUUGAUCCCAGCUGCAUUUUAUGGAUCGAUCCACUCUGCUGAAUCUGCUUCUGCUGCUGUAUUAACACAAGACAUUCUCAACAUCUCCAGGGCCACAGCUAUCAUUCUUUUGAUCUUGUAUUUCUCUUAUUUACUCUUUCAGCUCAGAACUCAUAAGCAUCUGUUUAUGGGUCCUUCAAGCCCAGAUAUUCGUAGAGUCAGUCAUGCUAGUCUUAAAGUACAAGACCGACAAGUCUUACAAGAAGAAGGACAUGCUAGUCACGAUGAUGACGAAGAAGAAGAGGAACCUCAGCUUCCUGCUUGGAUGGCUGUUACCCUUCUUGUUGUUGUCACUGUCAUUGUAGGCGUUUGUGCAGAAUUUUUAGUGUCUGCUAUUGAAGAAGUGACUGAACUUUGGCAUAUCAGUGAGACUUUUGUUGGUCUUAUUCUUCUCCCUAUUGUCGGUAAUGCUGCUGAACAUCUUACGGCUGUUACUUGUGCUAUCAAGAACAAGAUGGACUUGGCUUUAGGUGUGGCUGUGGGCAGUAGUAUGCAAAUUGCUCUUCUUGUUACUCCCCUCAUGGUUAUUAUUGGUUGGGGUAUGAAUGUUGAGAUGAGUCUGUAUUUUAAUAUUUAUGAAACUGCUGUAUUGUUGAUUGCUGUCAUUAUGGUCAACUAUUUGAUUAUGGAUGGUGAAAGUAACUGGCUAGAAGGCCUUAUGCUAAUUGCUGUCUAUAUUGUCAUUGCUAUCAGUUUUUACUAUUAUCCUGACGGUGGUAGUUCCACUGCUUCCUCUAGUAACAACAGCACCUUGGGUGCCUAAUACUACAUUGUGUAUAUACAUAUUUAAUAAAGUCCCUUGAUUUAUGCUACAAAAUCAUACAGAUCAUCAAAUAUAGUUAAUGACGAUAUACAGUUUCUUAAAUGGUAGGCGGCUCUCUAACUUUGUUUUUUACAAACAAAUACUUGAAGCAGAGAACCUUUCUUUUUUCUUUUCUUUUCUUUAUGUGGUCUUCUUCUUUUACUCGUGCC